Molecule: messenger RNA, 1116 nt
Organism: Aureobasidium vineae
Lineage: Eukaryota; Fungi; Ascomycota; Dothideomycetes; Dothideales; Saccotheciaceae
Source: the annotation of a GenBank genome assembly
AUGUCAGGCCAACUUCCGACCGACCAUCACAAACCAGAGAAGCCAUCAAUAACUCCUCAGGAACUCAAGACCGAGGCCAUCCGUGUGGACCUCAAACGAAUGGCUACAGAUCUCACCUAUGGAAAACAGCUGUCCCAAGGAAAGGGCUUCCGCAUCUACGACGACUCCUUUUCCAAACUUCUCGGUUCCAACCCUAGCAUCACUCAAGUUCAGAGCCGAGACUAUCAAUUCGCACAUGAAGCAGGCGUGUACAUCAAGUCCACCAAUCGUGUCUACUUUACCGCCAACUUCCAGACCUGCGAUCCAAUCGCAUUAUACUCUGUAGACACUUCUACUCUCAAAGUCGCAGACGAUGACUUUAAAGGUGUAGCCCAAGCCAAUGGUGCCUGUAACUACAAAGACAAGAUUCUAUACUGCUGUCAAGGCGACAUGACAAACCCUUCCGCCCUCGUCCUUGUAGACCCCACCUGUGGAACUUCGGAACCCCUAAUCAACAACUUCCAAGGCCGCCCCUUCAACAGCGUCAACGACGUAGUAAUCCACCACGCCAACGACGAAAUCUGGUUCACAGACCCUACCUACGGCUACGAACAAGCCUUCCGACCCUCCCCCGACCUGCCUUCCCAAAUCUACCGCUUCAAUCCCUCUACAGGCCAGAUCUGGUGUGUAGCCGAUGGGUUUGUGCAGUGCAAUGGCCUCUGCUUCUCCCCCGACUACAAGAAAAUGUACGUCACAGACACUGGCGCCUGUCAAGCCCAUACCGGUCCCAAAGACGGGCAUAACUUUUCCAUGAAUCCGCGUUUGCCAGCUACAAUCUAUGCCUACGAUGUCAUUGCCAAUGGCACUGCACUCGCCAAUCGCCAAACCUUUGCUUUUUGUGAUAACGGUGUUCCUGAUGGGAUUAAAUGUGAUGAAGAGGGUAAUGUGUAUUCAGGGUGUGGGGAUGGUGUGCAUGUGUGGGAUAAACAGGGUACUUUGAUUGGCAAAGUUGUUACUGGGGGUUGUGUGGCUAAUUUCUGUUUUUCGAAGGAGGGGAUGUGGAUGUUUGGGGAGGAGGAGUUGUACCUUUGUAAAUUGGGUGCUAGAGGAGCUCUUGUUAGUGUGGAGUGUGAAUAG